CACUUGCAUUGGGGCGGGAAUAUGCGUGUGCGUGUGGCUGCUAACGCACGUAGAGGAUUGGAAAAGUUGUUCUUGCAUGGAGUAGCACCUUAGCUAACACCUGUGCCCGCGUGCUUCGAAACAACAAACAUCUGAGGUCGAUAGAGAAACAGAGAGCAGCCAUUAUUGCUGUCAGUCAAAUUCAUGCCUUUUUUUUUUUUUUAAAAGCAUGGUUAGGACAGAAACUUUCGCUUUCUCAUCCUCCCUUCAACAACUUGGUUUUGCUACCAGCUAAGUCUUCCUCUUUGAAACACAGCUACCCAGGUGUAAUAAUCUACUGUGAAGCACGAUGAGUCUGGCUCUGCAUGAUUUACUGGUCUGCUGCAGAGGACUGGAAAAUGAUAAAGCUACUGAGAGAAAGAAAGAAGCUGAACACUUCAGACGGCUCCUUCGAUCUCCUGAGGUUCUGCAAAAGCUGGAUUGUGCCUCAUCAACCAAACCUAAAGCGUCCAAACAGCUCACAUGGGACAAUGUUUUCAGGUUCCUGCAGCAUUAUGUCCAGAAAGAGACAGAAAGUCUUCAAUCCAGUAGAUCCAACGUGACGGCAACUACGCUCACCAUACGGCAGAAGAAGAUGGCGGAAGUGUGCAGUUUGAUUAAGUACUUCAUUCGUUACGCAAACAAACGUGGUCCUCGUCUAAAUUGCGGAGAGCUUCUGAAACAUGUGAUGGAUGUUCUACACGACUCCUACCGCUGCUCGGCUUACGGAGAAAAUUACAGCAGCAUCCUUUUAAAGAACGUCCUCACCGUCCGCAAGUACUGGUGUGAGAUCUCCCAGCAACAGUGGCAGAGUCUGUUGGAUUUGUACUGUGGCUUUUUUAACUCCUCCUCCAAUUCCAUCAACCGCAUUUUGCUCAGCAGAGUCAUCCACACUUUGGUGCAGGGCUGCUGCACGCAGACCGACACGUUCAGCGAUGCUCUGUUCAGCUUUUUCACCAAAGCCCUGCUGAACGCCAGGCGGGAGAAACACCUGUUGGUCUUGGAGCAUCUGGUCUCGGCUCUGAACGUCUUCCUGAGGUCGGCGGCUGUGAACCGCAGGAUGAGAGUGUGCCGUCUGGGAGAGGAGCUGCUGCCUUCUGUGCUGCACGUGUGGGCAGAGAUGAGGCCGAGUGCGCCGCUUAAAGAGGAGAUCGUGGACUUUUUAAACCUGCAGAUGUGCAUUCACCACCCGAAAGGAGCCAGGACACAAGACACAGGCGCUCAUGCUGAAGACUGGACAGGGUGGCGUGGUCUGCUGUACGACCUAUACGACUCCUUGGUCAAAGAAAUCAGCCAGAUCGGCAGCAGAGGGAAGUACGCCACAGGGAGCAGACACAUCGCUGUCAAAGACAAUCUGAUCGAGCUUACAGCCGACAUUUGUCACCAGCUGUUCACUGAUGACAGUGGGAGCCAUGUGUUGGAGGUCACGCAGGCCCCCCACAGAGCCACACAGAUGGGGAGUCCCUCCCACGGUGCAGCCAGUAAACGUCGUCGUGUUGAAAUUGGCUGGGAAGUCCUCCGCGACCGUCUGCAGCCUCAUUACGAUGACUUCAACGUCAUCCCUUGGUUGCAGAUCGCCUCAGUGCUCACCUGUAAGUACCCGUCUAUGGUGCCCAGUCAGGAGCUGGUUCCUCUGCUCGUGGCGCUGCACCAGCUCCUGGCAGAGCAGCGCAGAGGUGAGAGGAGCCUGUACGUGCUGCGCUGCCUCAGGGAGGUGGCGCACUGCCAGGCCCGCUGUCCGCACAAAACCCAGGCCCACAGAGCUGAGCUGGACCGGCUCUGGCUUCGGAUUUGGGCUCUUUGUGUGCGAGGUGUCAGCUCACCCCACACGGAGUCCCUCUGUCUGGAUCUGCUGGCCUCCAUCGUGCACAGAGGGCUGGUGAAUGUAGACAGAGAGUUCUGGAAGCUCUUCUCUGGGUCUGCAUGUAAGCCAUCCAAGAGUUCUGCUCUCUGUCUCGCCCACACACUUCUUAAGUGUUCCGUCCCGCAAAGCGUCUCGUCGAGCUCCCUCUGGGACUAUCUGGGAGCUACAGAGGGAUCUGCAUCUCCGUAUUUGAAGGAAAACCUCAUGGCUUGGCUGCUGAUGAGCAACCAGAGCGAUGAGACAGAGGACAGCAGCAGGCCUCAUCCAAUCAUCUGCAGAGAUUUUCCUCACAAUCUGAUAGCAAAUAUUUUGGUCUCACUGAUGCUGAAAGACACAAGAGUUGGUCUGAAGUUCUUGCUGGGUGAAAAAGGAGUUACAAGCGGCUUUUUGCCAGAUCAACUAGCAUCUGAGGGCAAAGAAAACCUGGAGGAGAUUGAGCAACUUUACCUGCAGUUUAGCUUUAACGCACCAGAGAUGCGACCACGAGUCAACGAGUUUGUCAAGACGCCGUCAGCCGACACUCAGCUUCCCGCGGUCCCCAGCCUCCGAAACAAGCUGGAUCAGCUGGUGCUUUCAGUGGCAGACAAUCUGCUCAACUGUUACUCACCCAACUCUCCGUCCAUCCCUCCGGAGUGCUUGGUGCGCUGUUUUGCUCUGCUGGUUGGCGUUCUGGCGGGCUACAUCUCUACGGGAUGUUUGUCUCAGGACGAGGCCAGCCGCUCACAGCUCCUCACCAAAGCUAAGGCUCUGGCUCAGGAACUCAGCGGGUUUGUUUCCAGUGUGAAAGUGAAAAUGUCGGACGAAGGAGCCAUGUCUAGUCUCCGAUCAGUCAUGAAGCUGUGCACUCAGUCUGCAAGCAGAAAAUCCAAGGUCCGUGUUGACGCCGUCUCCUCUGGUUUGUUCGUUCUGGCUCUACCAGCCAGCCUCAUUAGUGAAUUAGCUGAAAUCUGCAAACUGCUGCUACACAGUUCAUCUAAAAGAGCAAGCAUUGCGGACGAUGAUGAGCAAAUGGAGGAUGACUGGGAGAUGACUAAAGCUCAGCCAGCCGAGGAUACGCAUGACCUGUUUGAUGAGGAUGAAGCGUCCAGCAGCUUCAUUGGCGCUCACAGACAGAAGGGAGAUGGGGUCGACCCCUCCUGCCCCCCAGGCGCUAAAUGUCUGCUGGCAGAGGAGAACCUGUCGCAGCAGGACACGGCCCUCCUGGCAACGCUGGCGUUCCUGUGCGAGUGCGGUUCCGUCCCUCCUGCUCACGGUCUGCUUUUCAAACCUCACGAGGUGCGGCGCCGGCUGCUGCUGUUCCUGGAGCAGAUGGAUUUCAGCAAAGCCCUGCACCUCAACAUGUAUCUCGUCCUGCUGAAGAACCUUCCUGCUGAAGACUCGCUCUCUGCAGAGGAGUUCGAUUUGCUCCUCCGGCCUCUCGGGGAUCUGUGCGGUCUGUACCGUCAGGAUCAGGAGCUCUGUGCUGCUGUGCUGCUCAGCUUGUUACCCUCAGUAAAGAGUCUGGGGAGAGCUCGGCCCGCGCUGGAGGACAUGAAACACGUCCAGGGGUGUCUGCUGCAAGUGGUGUCUGGGUUUUGUAUCUUAAGCAAGACAGGAAAAUGUUCGGCGUCCGUGAGAGCGGCUUUAGUGCGGUGUCUUGUCGCUUUGCUUGAGGCGGACCCACACUGUAACUGGGCUAUUUUGAGUUCCAGAAGGGACAAAGCAGAGGAAGAACGGCAACUGUCUUAUGUCCUUCCAUCUUACCUUGCAGAUAAUGACCACUAUGUCCGUAUGCAGGUGGCUACAUCAGUGGAGAGGCUGUUUCUGGAGAUGAAACCAGAAUAUCCAGAAAUGAGGAAGAUGAUGCCACUGAAACACCAGCAACAAGCUUUUGAGCACAUUUACCUGAAGGCUCAGGAAGGAAUGAAGCCUCCAGGAAGCAGUCAUUCAGAGGAUGAGCAGGACGAGGGCUUCAACCGGAAGGCCACCCUGCUGAAGAGCUUGUCGGUUGUGCUGUGUUGCAGCCCCGUUUGUGAAAAACAGUGUCUGUUUGCACUUCUCCAGUCCUACAAAGAAAACAACAUUGAGGAGCAGCUCAUCAAGAAGGUGUUGUUGGGUGUGUCGAAGGUUCUGGGCUACAAGAGUGUGAAAUCGUUCAUUACUUCCCACCUGAACUACUUGGUAGCUGAGUGGCUGUCUCAGAGGCAGUCUGAUGACCGCUACACUCUCGGCUCCUUUCCCUACAGUCUGCUCGACCACGACUCCGUCAAAGACUUCUACGGUUCCACCUACCAGGUGCUGAUCCCUCGCCUGGUCUUCUUGGACGACUUUGAGCAGGUGAAAUCCAUCGGCAGGUGCCUCGAGGAGGACUGGAGGCAACUGUUGGCCAAGUGCUUCCCCAAGAUCAUGGUCAACAUUCUGCCGUACUUUGCGCUGCCUGGUCAGGAUCCACAGGCUGCAAAGCAGAGAGAGAAAGCUCACAGAGUCUACAACCUGCUGAAAGACAGCAGCUGUCUGGGGAAACAGCAAAUCGACAGCCUGAUCCACAGUAACCUGGCCGACAUCGUGGUGGAGCUUCUCAUGACUCUGUGUGAGCCGAGUGGAGCUGAAGCAGCCAGUGGAGACCUGCGACGCUUCAUCGGAGAGCUGGAUCCGGCACCAAAUCCGCCCUGCUUCAGCUCUGAUGUCAUCACCGCUACCAUGGACUACCUCAGCAAGUGUCACAGCGCCAACCACAAGUCCCUAGUCGCUAUUCUGUCAAAAACUCCGAUUUCCAUUCAGAGGAUUCUGUUGGCGGUGUGUGAGAGAGCAGCAGAGACGGCUAACGGCUACGAACGCCACCGCAUUUUGCUCAUGUACCACCUGUUUGUCAGCCUGCUGCUCAGGGAGGUAAAAGACGGCCUGGGGGGCGCCUGGGCCUUCGUCCUCCGGGACGUCAUCUACACCCUCAUUCACCACAUCAACAGCAGACCGCUGGAGUGUGGCGAGGUUUGUGAGCGCAGCCUCUCUCUGUGCUGCGACCUGCUCACCUCUGUGUGUCAGGCGGCGCUGCAGUUCUGCGACGACGCCUUAGACUGCCACCUGCAGGUCAUUGUGGGGACUCUAACGGCACAGGUGACCAGUCGGCCUUUUAUCUCCAAACAGGUGUUGAGUUUGCUGCAGUUUCUCAUCAUAGAAAAUCAGCAGAAGUUAAAAGAAGCCAUCCAAAGUUUGGAGCCUUUCCCGAACCUUCCUGAAUUCAAAGAGCUCCGUUCUAUACAGCACAAACUCAAAUACAACGACGGUACAUUCACGCUGAAACAGGAGAUCACCCACUUCCUGUCAGUAGCCUCCUGUGACUCCUUACCUCUGACCAGACUGGAGGGCCUUAAGGAGCUGACCAGACAACUGCAUCUCAACAAGGAACAGAUUAGAGAUCUGCUCAAAGAGUGUCAUGCUGAGCCCUCUGAUAGUGUGCUGGUCAAGCUCAUUCUCAGUCUGCUGCAGCUUUGUAAGCUAGCAGUCAACCACCCCGGAGGAGCUGAGAUUCUCGAGGCAGCAGGGAGCUGCCUGGGAGAGCUGGGUCCAGUCGACCUCUCCACCAUCGCCCUGCUUCACGGCAGAGACACCCUCUAUAAGAAGGCCGCGACUCUGUUUUCCUCCACUGACUCUCAGAGUCUUUACAUCAUCCUCAACUGCAUGAACGAGGCGCUCACACAGCAGCGCAUCGAGGUGAAGCGGGCGGCAGCGCAGUGCCUGAAGCGGAUCCUGGCCACUCAGGCUGGGGUGGAUUUCUGGGACCUGCAUAAAAGUAACCGAGACCCCAUGCUGGCGUACCUGAAUCCGUUCAGAACAGCCAAGAAUAAGUUAACAGCUAUAAGUGUUGUGGAGAAUCUGGAGGCCAAGGCAAAACUGGAGAGCCAGGAGUUUUGGAUUCCUCUAAUGGGCAGCCACAGGACCUGGAUAAGGGAGCUUUGCACUGCUCUGCUCGACAGUGGAGGCGUCAGGAGCCAGCCUCUGCUGCUCUCACGAGACCUGUGUCUGGUCAGUGCAGACCACUGCCAGAGGCUGCUGCCCCUCAUCAUUCACUCCAUCCUGUUGGAUGAUACCUCCGGUUCCUGGAGGGAGCUGCUCUCCUCCCACAUCCAAGACUUCUUCAAUUUCUGCGCAAGAACCGCUCAGGCUGUCAGUCGGUCUGCCACACCUCUCAUCCCGGAUUCCUCAGAGUCCCCCACUCCGACGCAGAACUCAUGUGACAAGACCUCUCUGCGGACCAUGCUGGCUGUUAUUGACUACCUGAGACACCAGCAGAGACCGCUGGAAUUUAAGAAUGCAACAGUGUGUGACUCUAACUUUUGGCUGGACCUGAACUACCUGGUCGUGGCCAAAGCUGCUCAGUCCUGCUCGGCUCACUUCACCGCUCUGCUCUACACCGAGAUCUACGUUGACAAGAUCAAAGCCAACAUGGAGGAAAACUGCAGAACCAAAUCCAGAGCGUCACGCAAAAUCAAUUUUGAAGCAAACAGUCAGACCCUCACCAUCUCCAGUCUGACUGAGAAGAGUGUGGAAGACGUCAACAUCAGUCUACAGGAGCUGCUGAUUGAAGUUUAUCGCAGCAUUGGCGACCCGGACAGUCUAUACGGCUGUGGAGGAGAGACCAUGAGCAGCCCGUUGAUAAGGAUUCGAACCUAUGAGCACGAGGCUUUGUGGGGAAAAGCUCUGACCUCAUAUGACCUUCACACCACUCUGCCUGAGGUCACCCGACAAGUUGGAGUUGUGGAGGGCCUGCAGAAUUUUGGUCUGAGCAACAUCCUGGCCACUUACAUGAAGGGUCUGGAGAGUGAGGGGGUGGAGUGGGGCGCUGAGCUGCGAGAGCUUCGCUUCCAGGGUGCCUGGAGGAACAGCCAGUGGGAGUGUGAGCUAGCAGAGAGAAGUGAGAAAUCUAUUCCGGGCUUUCAUGAAUCCAUCUUUUGUUCGCUGCAAGCACUGAGGGACAAAGAGUUCUCCAUAUUCGAUGAAACGCUGAAACAGGCUCGGUGUGCUGAAGUGGAGGAGCUCUGCAGGGACAGUCUAGAGGCUGUGUCUUCUCUGUACCCGGUCCUCAGAAACCUGCAGAGCAUCAAGGAGCUGGAGAGUGUCAAGCAGCUGUUCUGCAGGCCUUUCUCUGAUCUGGCUCUGAACGACAUUUGCCGUCAGUGGCGUCAGCACUCCCAGCUGCUGGCAGACAGCGACUUUGCUGUGGUGGAGCCCAUUCUGGCGGUGCGGUCUGUGGCCCAACAUGCCCUCCUGUCCAAAGUGGGAAACUCAAACAGCACAGAGAGCCUCAGUUCUGCGCUCACAGACCAUCUCAUGGAGCUCAGUCGUUGGGCUUGCACGGCUGGCAACACUCAGCUUGCAGAGCGUGCAGUCCACCAGAUGAAGAUGCAGGGGGGGGCAAGGACCUCAUGGCAGCUGGAGGAAGCCCAGGUCUUCUGGGCAAAGGGAGAGCAGGGUCUGGCUCUGGGCCUGCUGAGACAGAUGAUUCACAGUCUAGAGGAAAAGGUGGAUUUAGACCCUACUGUGGUUCCUGCGUACACCGAGAGCCUCCGACUCUGUGGGAACUGGCUGGCUGAAACCUGCUUGGAAAGUCCUGGAGUUAUCCUGGAAAAAUACUUGGAGAGGGCAGUGGAGCUGAUUGAGGGCGAAUGUGGAGGCCAGGACUCCCUUCUCCAGAGCCAGCAGACAGAGGCUUUCUUAUCUCUGGCUCGCUUCUCCGACGCUCAGUACCAGAGCAUCGACAAAUACAUGAACUCCUCUGAGUUUGAGAACAAGCAGGCGCUGCUGGAAAAGGCCAAAGAGGAGAUGAACUUGAUGAGGCAGCGCAAAGUCACCUCCAACAGGUACACAAUAAAAGUGCAGAGAGAGCUGGAGCUGGAUGAGAAAGCCCUGUCCAACCUGCGGACAGACAGACAGCGCUUCCUGUGUAAGGCGGUGGAGAACUACAUCCGCUGUCUGGAGCAAGGCGAGGAGCACGACACCUGGGUGUUCCGCCUGGCGUCGCUCUGGCUGGAGAAUGCCGACAUCAAAGUGGUGAACGACGCCAUGAAGAAAGGAGUGAAGCAGAUCCCAUCCUACAAGUUCCUGCCACUCAUGUAUCAGCUGGCCGCUCGCAUGGGAACCAAGAUGGCGAACGGGACCUCCGAGGACACGGGCUUUCACGAUGUCCUUCAUGACCUCAUGUGUCGAGCUUCCCUGGAGCAUCCUCACCACACGCUCUUCAUCAUCUUUGCUCUGGUGAAUGCCAACAAAGACGAGAACUUUGGUACGGCUCGGCUGUCCAAGAGCUCUCCCCGGCAGAUCACACCUUUUGACCAGGAGCGCUCCCAGGUGGCUCAGAAGAUCAUCAAUGUGAUCAGGAAAAAGCGUACUGAGAUGAUCCGAGGAAUUGAGCGCCUGUGUGACGCUUACAUCACUCUGGCUUACAUGGAUGCAAGCAGACACAAAACGGAGAAAAAGGCUAUUCCCAUCCCAGCCGACCAGCCCAUCAUGCAGAUCAGGAAUCUUGAUGAUGUGAUAAUCCCAACCAUGGAGAUUAAGGUGGAUCCGUCUGGUUGCUAUGACGACUUGGUGACUGUCAGAUCCUUCUUGCCCCACUAUCACUUGGUUGGAGGGGUCAACCUGCCCAAGAUCAUCGACUGUGUGGGUUCUGAUGGCAAGAGCAGAAGACAGCUGGUCAAAGGUCAGGACGACAUGCGGCAGGACGCAGUGAUGCAGCAGGUCUUCAGCAUGUGCUCCAUGCUGCUGCAGCGCAACAAGGACACUCGGAAGAGGAAGCUCAACAUCCGAAGAUACAAG
Messenger RNA from Oryzias melastigma (Indian medaka), 8674 nucleotides. It is a transcript of the gene atm, whose product is annotated as ATM serine/threonine kinase. Gene Ontology annotation, molecular function: protein binding; protein serine/threonine kinase activity. Gene Ontology annotation, biological process: DNA repair. Lineage: Eukaryota; Metazoa; Chordata; Actinopteri; Beloniformes; Adrianichthyidae. The record is from RefSeq and is a predicted model, not a curated record.